UUGAAUAGCAGUAAAUAUAUUUUCAUCAUGACUGGUCGUGGAAAGGGAGGAAAAGGAUUGGGUAAAGGAGGUGCGAAGAGACAUAGAAAAGUACUUCGUGAUAACAUCCAGGGUAUUACCAAGCCUGCUAUUCGACGAUUGGCAAGACGUGGAGGUGUGAAGAGAAUCUCUGGCUUGAUUUAUGAAGAAACUCGAGGUGUUCUUAAGGUAUUCCUUGAAAACGUGAUCCGUGAUGCUGUUACCUAUACAGAGCAUGCGAAAAGAAAAACUGUAACCGCAAUGGAUGUGGUCUAUGCUCUGAAACGUCAAGGAAGAACUCUUUACGGAUUUGGCGGUUAAAUUUUACCAACAAAUUCCAAAACAAUCGGCUCUUUUCAGAGCCACAAAUUAUUAAACGUAAGAACAAUCUCUGCGUUCAAAUAUCGAUUUUAAGCAACUAA
This is a messenger RNA of Colletes gigas, 440 nucleotides long. RefSeq names its product histone H4. Gene Ontology annotation, cellular component: nucleosome. The record is from RefSeq and is a predicted model, not a curated record. Gene Ontology annotation, molecular function: structural constituent of chromatin; DNA binding; protein heterodimerization activity. Gene Ontology annotation, biological process: nucleosome assembly. NCBI's taxonomy places the organism in Eukaryota, Metazoa, Arthropoda, Insecta, Hymenoptera, Colletidae. Bases 28 to 339 code for a protein of 103 amino acids. The transcript has a single exon.